Messenger RNA from Trypanosoma rangeli, 522 nucleotides. RefSeq names its product putative NUDIX family hydrolase. The transcript has a single exon. The coding region runs from base 1 to 522 and encodes 173 amino acids. NCBI's taxonomy places the organism in Eukaryota, Euglenozoa, Kinetoplastea, Trypanosomatida, Trypanosomatidae. The record is from RefSeq and is a predicted model, not a curated record.
AUGCUUGGGAUUCCGCUGCAGUCGAAGGACUUUGUUCUCUUAGGCCGGCUUCGCGACUACCUCAUCCAUAGCCGCCACAUCCAGGCGACGGGAAUGGUGCAGUCCCGAUUUGUUUUUCUGCACACAGGGGAAAUGGCACCUACGGUGCGCUUCUCCCGACAUGAGGUGGAAGCUGUGCAGUGGGUGCCCUUGACCGCCUUCACCGCGGAGAGCGUCGCUUGGGGAUCCGUUUGCCACCCUGUAGGCUGCUUUGUGCAUACAUCCAACGCCGACUCCAGGCUCCUGCUGGCGGAGGCCUUUUCGCACACCUACUUGGUCUUCCCAAGUGUGCAGCUUCCCGGGCAGAGGCGUCUGCGGGGACUGGCACUGCAGUCCGAAAGCGAACUGCUGUCGCUGGAUGACAGGGCACCUAUCGACUGGCCACUGAUGUCAUCGAACAAUCCAUGGCUGCAGCACCUCGUCCUUGACACGUUUCACGGCUACCGUAAGGUAUGCUACGCCUACCACCACGUGAGGGCUUGA